This is a messenger RNA of Sardina pilchardus (European sardine), 6571 nucleotides long. It is a transcript of the gene plxnc1, whose product is annotated as plexin C1. The record is from RefSeq and is a predicted model, not a curated record. Gene Ontology annotation, molecular function: semaphorin receptor activity; protein binding. The coding region runs from base 45 to 4505 and encodes 1486 amino acids. Gene Ontology annotation, biological process: semaphorin-plexin signaling pathway involved in axon guidance; positive regulation of axonogenesis; negative regulation of cell adhesion. Gene Ontology annotation, cellular component: plasma membrane; semaphorin receptor complex. The transcript has 31 exons. Lineage: Eukaryota; Metazoa; Chordata; Actinopteri; Clupeiformes; Clupeidae.
ACAGGCAUCACGCUCAGACAGAUGUAGCCUAAGUUUAGCACAACAUGGAAAUUACUUUUCUGGCAGUUCUUCUAUCUGUUUGCAGGUACGCUAUAUGUAAAGACUCGAACGUAUUUAAUGAGGAUGUCUUUGAUUUCGCUGUAGGGGUCGAUAAACUGUUCGUCCUUACGGAUACUCAGCUUCAUCAGGUGACGGUUGACCUUAAACCGGAGACGCGGAAAGAGAUAUCAAAUGCAACAGCUUCAAACAAAGUGAGGACUUUGGUUCCUUUCAUCAGUAAUGGCUCAGUGAUAACAUGUGGAUCAUACGACAUCGGAUACUGUGAAGUGCUAGACAUCAAUGACAUCUCUAAAACAAAACACAGGGAAUCCAUCGCCAUUGGAGCAUACCCAAACAUAGCGGCGAUUGUUGGCCACAGAGAUGAUAAAUACGUACUGGUUGGCAGAAAUGAAAAGACAAAAUGGGGCAGCGAUGCCUUGGUUACUCUGCGGAAUACAAAAGACGGACAAUAUGGCGGUAUUUUCUCUAAAAAAAGUCCAGGUUUUGUCGAAGCAUGCAUUCACAAUAUUCCCGAAAUCGAGGUCGAGUUUGUUGAUGGUUUCCAGAUUGCUGCAUCCCCGCAGGUAUACCUACUUUUGAACGAAAAGAAUGUAAGCCUAUCGGAGUCUAAAGUGAAACUUUUAAGCUUGGUCAUGGAAAACACCAAAUCGAAGACGUUUACCACUCUCCAAGGUGCGAUCCUGCAGUGCUGUGUGGGUGACAAACCUUGGAAACUUCUGUCCUCGGCUGUUGUUCCAGGAGGGUCUCCCAUCCUUUGGGCAGGUGUCUUUCAGAACGAGACGAACCCCAGAGAAACCGUGGUGGCAAUAUUCGAUAUCAGCCGAUCGCACACAGCGCCUGUUUCAGGAUUCUGUAUCAACAAAGGCGACUCAUGUGAUUCAAAAGAUGUAGUACAGUCUAUUGAUAAAGUUCUCAGGCCAGCUGCUGUGGUCUUCAGAUACAGUUCCAUCACAUCUGUCGCUGCCUUGAAGAGCAACUCUUGGACUGUUCUUUUCUUUGGCACUGGAACGGGACUGCUGAUCAAGGUUGCUCUGGAUGAGUCCUUCAAACCUGACUGCCCUACUGUGCUGUACAGUUUAGAUGAGGAUCGGAAGUUUUUACCCAAAAUGCUCUUUGCUCCAGUGAAUCCCACAGACGUGUACGUGGCUGAGGGAAACCAGAUGAUAAAGGUACCUGUGGCCAGGUGUGGUGUGUAUCAAACUCUGAUGGACUGCUGGUCGGCCCUGGACCCCUUCUGUGGCUGGUGUGUGUCUCAGAGCAGAUGCACGUUUCAGCAUGCCUGUUCCAGCUCUGACUGGGUCUCGGUUCCUGGGACGUCCCAGCUGAGGGACAUUAUUUCUGUCCACAUGGUCAGCACUGGGCAGGACAUCACAGUGACGGCUGCACCCAACCUGAACGGAGGCAUCCGUUUCUCAUGUGCUUUAGAGAAGUGUGACAGUCCAGGCCCCUCCAACUGUUCCUGUAGCUUCUCUAUUGAGAGCUUCCCUGCUGAAGGACUCAGCCUAAGAGUUACGAUCACAGUCCAGACGGAGACGCUCACUAAGGACGUGCUUUUGAAAAAGUGCUCCAGCAUCACAGGAACACCAACUUCUGCUUUGUGUAUGGAGUGCUUCUCUGCAGGGUGUUUGUGGUCUCUCUCAGGUGAUGCUUGUACCUGGAGGACAGUAUCCACAAAGGCUUAUGAAACCUCACAGGAUAUAUGUAAAAACAUCAUACUGGGGCAAAACUACACAAAGCCAGAGAUUCUAUCCAUGACACCUGAUGAGGUUUCCAUCCAUGGCCGAAACCGUGCAGUUAUUAAAGGAAGAAACCUGGAAUCAGUCACAAAGGUCCGUUUCCAAGGAAACAUGGACUGCAAUCCAAAAGAGUCCCCAGUGUUGUCCCGUUCUAGAAACUCCACUUCCCAUGAGUCUCUGGCAUUCCAUAUUCCGACCAGAGCCGUGAAAGACACUGUAGGAGUGUGCUUGCUGACGGCUGAUGGCCAGUGUCAUGGCAACGUCAAACUGACCUACGACUCCCCUCCAAUCUGCAAUCGUCUGGAACCAAAGACUACAUGGGUCAGUGGAGGCAGAGAGAUCAUGUUUAACGGUUCUAACCUGAAGUUUGUGGAAAAGGUGAAGCACAAAGAUGAACCUGAGGAGCUCACCCUCAAGAAAAAGAAGGAGACGUUGGUCUACUUCACCCCUGCUGGUGUGCUGGACUCUGCUGGGUCCAGACAGGUGUCUGUGGAGCUGCUGGUGGGGAACACCUCAGUGACCUGCAGAGAGGAGCUCACCUACCUCCCAGACCCACAAUUCACCAGCUUCACCACCACACGCACUGGCAACGACAUGUCCGUCAUCAUACAGAAAACUGUAGACUCCCUGGAGCUGAAAGACUCAGAGAUCGAGGUCCGGGCCAUGCAGGGGGAGGUGCCCCAUCACUGUAAGAUAGAACGAAUCGAAGACCACACCUCAGUUCUCUGUGUUAUUGAAAACCAGCAGGACAUCAGCAUAGACUUACUGAAGAUCGCUGUUGGAAAUUUUUCAUACGAACUUCAAAAGAGCCGGAACCUGCUCUACAUCAUUGCCAUCUCCACCUGUACCACAUUAGCCAUUUGUGUGGCAGUGGUGCUGGUGGGUGUGUACUUCCAUCGUAAGAAGCAGAGCAUGCUAAAAGAUCAGAUGCAAAAGCGAAUUGAGACGAUCGAAUGCCAGAUCCGCAAUGACAUCCGCCAAGGUUUUGUGGAUUUGCAGACAUCGGAGAAAUCGGAGCUGAUUCCCAGCACAGGAGCCAUUCCGUUCCUGGACUACAAGCAUUUUGCUUCUAGAAUCUUCUUUCCUGAGGGAGGACCCUUGGCAACAUCUAUGAUGAAAGACAUAACUCAGCUGUCCGUGAAGGAGCAUCAGGACCAGAGGUGCAAAGCGCUCUCCCACCUGCUCAGAGAUCAGCUCUUCCUCACCUCGUUCGUCCACACGCUGGAGGAGCAGAAGAGCUUCCUCGUCAAAGACAAGGUGAUGGUGGCGUCCCUGUUGACGCUGGCGCUGCAUGACGACCUGCCGUACCUGACGCAGGUGAUGGAGGGGCUGCUGGUGUCGCUGAUGGAGCAGCCCAGUAACGCCCAGCCCAAGCUGCUGCUGCGCCGCACCGAGUCCAUCGUGGAGAAGCUGCUCACCAACUGGAUGUCCAUCUGCCUCUACGGCUUCCUCAGGGAGAGUGUGGGGCAGCCGCUGUACCUGCUGGUGUGUGCGUUGAUGGAGCAGAUCAGUAAAGGCCCGGUGGACUCGGUCACAGGGAAAGCCCUCUACACCCUCAACGAAGACUGGCUGCUGUGGCAGGCCCAGGACUUCAACUCACUGAAGCUGACGGUGCUGUUUGCGGUGGGCACGGAGGGGGAGGUGAGUGAGCCGCUGGACAUCUCUGCGCUGGACUGUGACACGGUGGAGCAGGUGAAGGAGAAGAUCCUGCUCACCUUCCACCGCAAGUUCGGCUUCCGCUACACACAGCAGCUCCGCGACAUCGACAUCGAGUAUGAGCGUGAUGGGCAUUAUGAGGCCCUACAGGAAGUGGACGGCAGCUCAGAGAUGAUGGGGGAAGUCACCAUGCUCAACACCCUCAAACAUUACAAGAUCCCUGACGGGGCCACCAUCAAGGUCAUCACAAGGAAAGUGCAGCUUCCUCAGAGCCCUACACUCAGUUUCAAAGAGGAACCUGACUUUGAAACAAAGUACUAUCACCUGAUUGACCCCGAGCUAGCAGACAGCAAAAGUGCAGAGGGGAAAAAACUCAAGGUCAAAGAGGUGUAUCUUACCAAGCUGCUCUCUACCAAGGUGGCUGUGCAUUCCUAUGUAGAGAAUCUCUUCAGAACCAUCUGGGGUAUGACCAAUAACAAUAAGCCUCUACAUGCCGUCAAGCACUUCUUUGAUUUCCUGGACGGCCAGGCAGAAAACAAGAAGAUCAGUGACCCUGAUGUGGUGCACAUUUGGAAGACCAACAGCCUGCCUCUGCGCUUCUGGGUGAACAUUCUGAAGAACCCCCAGUUUGUGUUUGACCUGGAGAAGACGCCACACCUGGACGGCUGCCUGUCUGUCGUAGCUCAGGCCUUCAUGGACUCCUUCUCCCUCACCGAGCAACAGCUUGGGAAGCACGCCCCGACCAAUAAGCUACUGUAUGCCAAAGACAUCCCUCAAUAUAAGCAGGAAGUGAAGGCCUACUACAACAAGGUGAAGGACCAAUCAGCACUCGACAGCUCGGAGUUCAAAGAGUUCCUGGAGCAGGAAUCAAAGAAACAUGAAAAUGAGUUCAAUGAAUCUGUGGCCCUCGGUGAAAUCUACAAAUUCCUUUCUCGUUACUUUAACGAGAUCUCACAGACACUGAAACAGAACAGUGCCCCAUCUGGGCUGACAGAGGAACUGCAGAAGGUGAAAGAGCUGUUUGAGAGCAACAAGAAGACGGCCUGGGAGUGAAGACCGUGGGUGGCUCUUAAACUCUGUCCUCCAUCCUCGAUGCUCGGUCCUCGAGGCUCUUUCCCACUAAUCUAUAACUAACACUGGAUAGAAUAUCCCAUUGUUGCCGCCCAUCAUUCUUUACCUAGAUCAGUGAGGACGAGGAUCGAGGAAGGAAGGGAGGGUGUAUAAAAGACCAAAUGAGAGGCACCCCCCGUUUCCUUAAAAGGGUUCUAGUUCUAGUGAGAACAGUGAAAUGUAAUGCAAUCGAAUGUCCAGAGCAGAGUGCACCACACUCAUGCCAGCGGCGUGUACGUACGGAGCGCUUUACGUUCUUGUUGUCCACUUCUGUCUGCUAAUACUCAGACAGAACUUAAAGGCCGGUGCCCACCGGACACGGCGUUCAGUGUGUGUGGUGUGGACUUGAUGUGCACGGUUUUAGAACAGUUUUCAAUCCCUUUGCGGCUGCUGCGCGGCAGGCGUUUCUAGUGGGCUUUGCUCUCCGUUAAAAACAAUGGAGUUCUAUUUUUUUUUUCUUGUCGUGUCGUGCCGUGUACGUGUCCGGUGGGCACCGGCCUUUAAUCAGCAUGUUAUGCACAUGUAUUUGCACUGAGUGAGUGUGUGUGUGUGUGUGUGUGUGUGUGUUUGUGUGUGUGUGUGUGUGUGUGUGUGUUAGACUUCUCAACGGGCCUGAAAAUUACAACCCGAUCCGACCCGGCCCGUGGCUUUCAAAGCCCGAGCCCGAUGUAGCCCGACACAUAAAUAUGAAUUAUCUACCCGAACCACGCACGCGGCCCGACGCUGGCGGUCGAGUGUUUCCAUGUUAUCCAAUGGAGAUGGACGGUCAUUAAGGGCACAAUUAUGUGCAGUGGCCUACCUAACCCACGUAAAAACCUAGUGAAACGAUAUUUUCCACAAUACAAACAUGAUAUAAAUGGGAAAACGUACUGUUCUUGCUAUAAGAAAGGCAGAAUCAUCCACAGAGCAUGAUAGCCUAUUGAACAAUAACCGCUUCAUACACGCUUCACUUUGAUGGCAAUGAGUUGUUAGCUAAUCACAAAGACAUAUAGCCCACUUGCACAGGAACCCGCUCCAUGAUUGCAUGCACGUUGCAUGCAGCAGCCAAACUUACGGUAUAGAUAGAUAGAUACUUUAUUGAUCCCCAAGGUGAAAUUCAUGAUGAUUCGCGGUAAACAGCAGCGAUGAUUAAUACAUGUUUUUUUGUUUUUUUUUCACUGAGCGGAAAAUAUUAAGCCCGAAGACCGACCCGACCCGAGUCAUCCGCUUAUAUUUUUGACCCGAAGCCGCGGGUCCCGUCGGGUUUGUCGGGCCGACCCGACCCGACCCGUUGAGAACUCUAGUGUGUGUGUGUGUGUGUGCGUUUUGUGUGUUGGGGGGUGGCAGGUGACUACAGCAUAGGGAACCUAAGUGACGCGCAUUUGCUUCCGGUCCAUUGGACCUAAAUUGUGAAAAAUUAUGAACGGGAGUCAAUGGAGAGAUAAUAAUUAUUUUUUGGUCUCGUUCGAAUUGUACUGGGCAUUUCACAAAGAUGUGUGUGAAUUUAAAAGAUAUUUUUUCACGUCAAUAAAGUACUGUUGUUCCAUAGACUUUAAAGGUUAUGUUAGUUUUGUGUGAAUCCGCUCAGUGGACUACAGUACAUCUCUCGUCUCAAACGAUUUACGUCACCAACUUGAACGAGAGACUCACUAGUUGGCUGGCGGUUUUGAUAGUUAGCGGUUACAUCUUACUGCCAACUAUGUCAUUUAACGGUAGUUUAUGUACAGUCUAUGGAUAAAUACAACUUAUUUGGUGUGUAUAAUCCUCUGACUCAUGGUAUUUUCACCGGCAAGGGGGGACGCUCAAAUAAGACUUGUUGCUGCUUGUUGGGGCGGAGACUUAGGUUCCCUAUUGUUGUUACUGAGGACCUGAGGGGGAUUGGAGUGUCUACUGACUGUAAUGACACCACCUCCAUUUGUUUAUUUUUAACCAUUUGUAUAUUUUUAACCAUUUGUAUAUUUUUUAACAAUUUGUUAUUUUUAAUCAUUUGUAUAUUUUUAACCAUUGUUUAUUAAAUUCAGGUCACAUUC